Messenger RNA from Colletotrichum graminicola M1.001, 609 nucleotides. RefSeq lists its product as uncharacterized. The record is from RefSeq and is a predicted model, not a curated record. The coding region runs from base 1 to 609 and encodes 202 amino acids. Lineage: Eukaryota; Fungi; Ascomycota; Sordariomycetes; Glomerellales; Glomerellaceae. Gene Ontology annotation, molecular function: protein binding. The transcript has a single exon.
AUGAGUUGUCCUCCAUCCGACGCCGCUGUCAUCACCCGAACCGUAAACGCGCUCCUCCUGCGCACUCUCGCCCUGCUCCAGACGCCCCUAUCCGCCCUGACGCUGCACCAGGCCCUGAACGCCGCUGACCAGGCCCUCGCGACGGCGUCACACUUCCACCGCUUCGACCUCGAGCCCCGCGCACACCUCUACCGCGGCCAUGUCCUCCGCGCCUGGGGCCGUUGGCGCGCCGCGCACGCCGCCUACGUCCGCGCCGCCAGCGUGAGGGGCCACGGGUUCUCCGGUACGGACAUCCGGGGCCUGACGGGGGACUGCCUUGCCAUGAUCCGGUUCGAGAAAGAGCGGGAGGCUAGGCUGAGACGGGCACACACCGCUGUGAAGGAAGGCAGGAGAGUGUCGAAGGUGGUCCGGUUUUCAGAUCAGCAGAGGGUCCCUGUUGUCAUCUGCGACGACCGCGACGAAGACGAUGAGGGAACGCGGCCCGAUUCGAGUUCCAGUGAGAUGCAUCUCAUCCUGGACUGUAAUGGGGAGGUCGUCGGCCACCGGGAGAGUCUGCCCGACCUACGGACUGUACGGGGCAGGUCGGUUUGCAGGUCGCCAACGACAUGA